Messenger RNA from Suillus subalutaceus, 150 nucleotides. RefSeq lists its product as uncharacterized. Lineage: Eukaryota; Fungi; Basidiomycota; Agaricomycetes; Boletales; Suillaceae. The record is from RefSeq and is a predicted model, not a curated record. Bases 1 to 150 code for a protein of 49 amino acids. Gene Ontology annotation, molecular function: DNA helicase activity. The transcript has a single exon. Gene Ontology annotation, biological process: DNA repair; telomere maintenance.
AUGCACGAUCAGCUCAACGCUGAACAACGUAACAUUUUCCAACAGAUUUACGAAGCAGUGCAGAAUCGAAAUGGCACACUCUUCUUCAUCGAAGGUAGACCUGGGCGAGGGAAGACAUUUUUGGUGAAAGCAUUAUCCUCUGCUCUGUGA